Owenia fusiformis is the source of this 1575-nucleotide messenger RNA. NCBI's taxonomy places the organism in Eukaryota, Metazoa, Annelida, Polychaeta, Sabellida, Oweniidae. The record is from the annotation of a GenBank genome assembly.
UUCUCGCUCAUACACUAUUGGUUUUACUCUAGACAUAUUUAUGCAAAUCAGAGCCGGCGAACGUGAUUGGCUCGUGAUGACAGCAUUUACCCACAAACACAGCUGUGCUUGAGCAAAACUUUUAUUGAGAAAAUGUAGCCCUGAGAAAAUACACGAACAUACACAAGAAGACUGCAAUAGUUCAGUUCAAGAAAUGUAGACAGAUACAACAACGUACUCAACUACAACGAAGAGAUGUUGCAUACAAAUCACAAGAUGCCUUUUUUAGUAGCGAGGACGAACAGUGAAGUGCUGAAAAUCGAGUUGGAUUCCAAAUCUAUGGGAAAUGUUUUGCUUGAAAAGGUUUGUGAAAAACUGGGAAUUAUGGGUCCAGAGAGUGAAUAUUUUGGUCUGCAAUACACAGGCAGGAAGGGAGAAAGCCUGUGGCUGAAUACCCGCAACCAGAUAGACCGCUGUCUCCAGGCUCCAUGCAGGCUAAAGCUGAAAGUGAAAUUCUUCGUCCAACCUCACCUGUUGUUACAAGAAUCAACAAGACAUGAGUUUUACUUACAAAUUGUUGAGGACUUCCUCCAGGGGGCACUGACAGUGACUCAAAGACAUCAACUUAUUAAAAUGGCUUCCUUAAUCGCACAAGUUGAGACCCCUUAUCAUAACAGUCAGAACAUAAACCUUGAAUCAUACACAACAUUUAUCCCAGAGCCCAUAUUAAGGGAUCUCCACAAUAGUGAUGACACCUCUGAGCUUAGAUCUCUAGUCCAAGAUGUGUGCAGUGAACAUUCAAAACUUGGUGAUCUUACAUCAUCACUUGCGUCAUAUAAGGUGCUACAAGAAGCGACGCUUGUGCCUAAUUGGGGCGUGGAAUAUUAUGACGUGCUUAGUGAGUGUGAAAGGGUACAAUAUACAAUGGGUGUUGGUCCUGAAGGAAUAACAUUGUCAGAUAUGCAGCAUAAUAUUAUACAAAGUAUGGCUUAUUCAGCAGUUCUCAUGGCAACUUUCAACAAUCGUAACUUCUGUCUGACAAUACUUGAUGACUUUGGGGAGAAAAGGACCAUCUGCUUUAAGUUAAUCAGUGAUAAAGCAUCAGUUGGCCUGUAUAGGUGUGUGACAGAGAAGCAUUCAUUUUACAAAAGUGACACCAUUAGAAAUGAAGUGAAUGAUCAGUACUCUAGAGAUCUCAAGGGCAUAAUUGUGUCAAUGUUUGAUGAACACACAAGCUUAGGUAAAAAAUACAUCUUUGACAUCAAACGUACGUCUAGAGAGGUUUACGAUCAGACACGUCGUCAGCUUCACGCACAAGGAAUUCCUGAUCUCAGACUCACAGACAUUAAAGAUGGCGCUGAUCUUUCAUCUGAAAACUGCUGCAUUAUAUGUAUGGACUCAAAAAUCCAAAUACGAUUUUCUCCUUGUGGCCACACAAAUUGUUGUUCUUCGUGUAGUAGUAUGAUAUCACAGUGCCCUCUAUGUAGAGCCGCAAUAACUACAAUGCAACAUGUUUUAGACAUUGACAGACAUGGAAAUGGAGAUGGAAAUACUUUGAUAGAGCAACCGCAUGAUCUCAGAUUUAAGCUUACAUAG